UGAAUGCUUUUCGAUUUGCGUCAGAACCGUGCGCGCUCUCCACACGAACGAACCUCUUUCUUGUUUUCUUCUGCAUGCCUGAGGCGGUAGAUUUUACCGUAUUCUUCAUCAACAUCAGUAGUAGUCGCCGUCGUUGUUGUACGUCUUUUUGAAACAAAACGAAACGAUUUUUAAAAGCAACAAACACACACACACACAAAUUAAAUAAGAAAAAAAUAAUAAUCAAAAAAAUUCGUAUAAAGUUGUGAAAAACACAGAAAAAAAGGUUUAUAAAAUAAUUAAGUGAAUUUAAUAAGCAGAUAUAUCUACCUACAAUUGUUCAGUUAUUAAGAUUUCAACUUAUUAUAUUAGUAGUGAAAGUGUCGACAGUCAUCUUUAAUUUCGUUCAAGGAAUACGGCAAUUUGAAUUUUGUUGCUUUAAAUAGAAUUUGAACCAUUUCUGUGGGCCGCGUGAGCCAACAAACAGCGGUGUGAAAAAUUAACGAAACGUGUGCGAAAGAAAUUAAGCCAAAUACUUCAUAUAAACAAUAGCACAAGCACCAUUGUCCAUACAUCACAAGCGGCAACAUUGAAGAAAAGGUUUUUGUCAUUACGACCAAUGUUUGCAUGAAAAUGAUUUUAUCCCUAAAUACAAGAAAACUGAUAAAGAAACGAAAUACAAUCGUUUAAGGGGUAAAUCUGAAGAGGAACUAUUGGUGUGACAGUUUCCCACAAAACUCAAAGAGUCAAUAAAUUUAUUUGUUACGUUUUAGUAUUAUCUGGAAAAAGUUUGCAAAAUUCAAGAACUGAAAUCCAUUAUCCUCAUUUCAUUGGAUAUCUGUAUACUUAAUAGCUAAAUUCACAUAAAUUCACUUACACACACACACACAUUUACACAACAAUGGGCAAGGACUAUUACAAAACGUUGGGCAUACCCAAAACUGCCACGGAUGAGGAAAUCAAAAAAGCCUACAGAAAACUUGCGCUGCGUUAUCAUCCGGACAAAAAUAAAGCAGCCAAUGCAGAAGAAAAGUUCAAAGAGGUCGCCGAAGCCUAUGAGGUUCUGUCGGAUAAAAAUAAACGUGAAGUCUAUGAUAAAUACGGAGAAGAUGGACUGAAAUCUGGUGGUAGAAGCAAUGGUACAAGUUCGAAUAACACAUUUACAUAUCAGUUCCACGGUGAUCCACGAGCCACAUUUGCCCAAUUCUUUGGCUCCAGCAAUCCCUUCGCAUCGUUCUUUGACAUGAGUGAUAAUCUCUUCGAUAAGAACGUUUUCGAUUUGGACACAGAACAUGACUUCUUCUCAUCACCAUUUGGCGGUUUGGGAUCACGUCACGGUCUCGGUGGUGCUUUUAGACCCUCAUUUAGAUCACAUUCAUUCAAUGUCCAUACACCGUUCAAAAAGGAGAAACAACAGGAUCCACCCGUCGAACAUGAUCUCUAUGUGACAUUGGAAGAAAUCUAUCAUGGCUGUGUGAAAAAAAUGAAAAUCUCAAGGCGUGUACAACAGCCCGAUGGGAGCUCAAAGAAGGAGGACAAAUAUGUGAGCAUAUCGAUAAAGCCGGGCUGGAAGUCCGGCACAAAGGUGACCUUUCAGAAAGAGGGCGAUCAGUCGCCGGGUAAAAUACCUUCGGAUAUUGUGUUCAUUAUACGUGAUAAACCGCAUGCCAUGUUUAAGCGAGAGGGAAGUGAUUUAAGAUAUACAGCCCGCCUUACACUGAAACAGGCCUUGUGUGGUGUGGUGUUUCAAGUUCCUACCAUGUCCGGUGACAAACUGCGCAUCAGUACCAUGCAGGAAAUCAUCAAGCCGAAUACGGUCAAACGUAUUCAGGGCUAUGGUCUGCCCUUCCCCAAGGAUACAUCACGCAAAGGAGAUCUGCUGGUGGCCUUCGACAUACAGUUCCCCGAGAAAUUGACGGCAGCCCAAAAGGAGCUACUCAGGGAUAUGUUAUGAUGUGUGAAUUGCCGCAUGUGUAGAUGGACGAUGCAAGGAUAAACAUUUCGAAUGUGGUCCGCUGCAUCGGCCAUCGGACAAUCGGUCGAACAGUCAGUGAAGUGCCGCCACACCCCCCCCCCCCCCAAGUGUCAAGCAAAAUACUAAAAAAAAAUGUUUUAAUUUAUAAAUCAACAUUAUUAUUAAUUAAUUGAUUAAUUACAAUAAUUUUAUACUAAAAAAAAACAAAAAAAACUCAAACUCAUUAGGAGCAGCAGACUACCCCAAAACGAUAUUGAAGUUGUUUUGAGAAGGUCUUCCUGGAGGACCGAUGCCAUCUCUUGAACUCCUUUGAAAACAACAAAAUAAUUAAAUCAAAUGUACUACAAACCCUUAUAAAAACAAAAGAAACAAAAAAUGUGUUUGUAGUCCUCUUCAGUUCGGUUGCCGCAAACGAAAAGAAAUAAAUUAUGAUAAAAUGCUCACUAACUUAAAAUGAUUGAAAAUGUAA
Messenger RNA from Stomoxys calcitrans (stable fly), 2423 nucleotides. Its product is annotated as dnaJ protein homolog 1. Gene Ontology annotation, cellular component: cytosol. NCBI's taxonomy places the organism in Eukaryota, Metazoa, Arthropoda, Insecta, Diptera, Muscidae. The transcript is spliced from 7 exons. Gene Ontology annotation, biological process: negative regulation of transcription by RNA polymerase II. The record is from RefSeq and is a predicted model, not a curated record. The coding region runs from base 881 to 1933 and encodes 350 amino acids. Gene Ontology annotation, molecular function: protein-folding chaperone binding.